Sycon ciliatum is the source of this 4581-nucleotide messenger RNA. RefSeq lists its product as uncharacterized. Bases 826 to 2856 code for a protein of 676 amino acids. The record is from RefSeq and is a predicted model, not a curated record. The transcript is spliced from 9 exons. NCBI's taxonomy places the organism in Eukaryota, Metazoa, Porifera, Calcarea, Leucosolenida, Sycettidae.
GCCGCCGUAUUUAGUUUUGUAUCACUCGACAUCAGUCGUAUACUUCUUUUAGUAACAUAGUCAUUACAUGUACAUGUACGUACAUGUAAUGGGACAUGGAAGACUUUCUCGAGUGUGUCGCUCGUUGUCAGUUCUGUCAGCGGCUAUGCCACACAUGUUCCAGGUACUCGACAGCGCGUCAAUCUGCAGGAGUUUACCCACACUGGGCCACAGUGUGUCCCAGCGCUCGCUCUGACAGCGGCGCCUCAUUACCCUCAGUGGUGGCGGUGAGGUUGAACGACAAUAAUUAUACAAUAGCUUCUGCGGAUACGCAUCAAAGAAGCCAAUCCGACAAUUUACCAUAUUCCCCCUUGGUGCCAGUUUGUUGACCCAGUAAGAAAUUAUCAUGAUUGUAUCAGUUUACGUGACAGAGAAUGGUGAUUGUAAGUUGAACUGAGCGUGCCUCCCAAGACCGCUGACUCAAAACGACCGACGGUUGUCAUCACCAAACGCAGCUUCCACCCGUCGCUCGCCGGCACUGCGGCGAGCCGCUUUGCCUUGCCUCUGGCGUCGAGACUAUGAAUGUGAUAGAGGGUUUGGCGAAAAGGUGGCAAGAUCACGGAGCUAGCGUCCGGCCGGGACAUUCUAAAUGCAGUAUAAAUUCCCGAGGUCUUGCCAAUCAGCGAAGAAAGUCAUCAGUCUACCUUGCAAUUGAAGUCGGCAAAAAUUACCUCAGCAGUCGCUCUCCGUAGACCUGCGCGGAAGUGUACUUUGAAAGCAGUGGAAUAGUAAAAGGAGGUACUCUACACACUCACACUGUCUUGCACUGAUCUGCAGCCUGGCAGGAUGGUGUUGGACAACCGUCAUGUUCUCAUUGGUCUGCUACUUGCACUGCUGGUUACACAAGGGAGCAGUCAACUUGAUAGCAGUGAUAAAGAUAAUUAUGUAGCUGGUACUGUACUGCCACUUGGAUAUGGUAGCGGAGGUCCUUUUCAACCUGAUAAAGAUAUUGUCUCAGACCUUGAUGCAACGCACCCACCUGACGCGGUUAUUACAUCGUCCUCAGCAACGCACCCACCUGAGGCGGUUAUUACAUCGUCCUCACCAACGGACCCACCUGAACCAGUUGUUACCUCGUCCUCAGCAACGGACCCACCUGACGCGGCUAUUACAUCUUCCUCAGCGACGGACCCACCUGAACCGGCUGUUACCUCGUCUUCAGCAACGGACCCACCUGAAGCGGUUGUUACCUCGUCCUCAACAACGGACCCACCUGAACCAGUUGAUUCCACCAAGUGCAAUGAGACAUUCCACUUUGAAAAUGGCAAAUAUUAUGUAAAAACUACCAGAGAGCCAUUCGAAUCUCCCGAUACUGUGGCCGUAUUCCAGUGCAAUUUAGGGUUUAACCUUAUUGGAUGGCAGGUAAUUCUGUGUGAUGAGACUCCGCCAGCUCAGUGGUAUAAAGCACCGCCAACUUGCCAACAAUAUGUGUGUCUAGUCCCGCCACACACAGAGAAUGGUUUUAUAAGACGGAUAGAAGGCCGCGGAUUCUACCCAGGAGGCACGGCACUAUACCAAUGUGACACAGGCUUUUGGCUAGAUGGACCAGACACUUUAACCUGCCGUAACGGGACGUUUGACUGGUUUCCUUCGCCACCGGUCUGCAGGCCCAUCACCUGCCCCAUACCACCUUCAAUUCGUAACGGUGCGGUAACUUGGACACCGGGGCUGAGAUUUGGAUCCAAGGCGACAUGGACGUGUGAUCAGCCUUAUAUCUUGGCUGGAAGCCUAAGUGCAGUGUGCGCAGGUGGUGGUGAAUGGACCACAGAUCGACCACCCACAUGUGAACCUAAGUGCUACGACACUGUGCCUAGGGAUUUCUAUGAGCGACCUCCAGCAACCUCCACAAGCAGCCCUGAACCCGGCUGUGGUCCGUCUGCAGCUGAUAUCAUUGUUAUUGUAGAUGAGUCAGACAGUAUGGUGUCUGUUCAAAAAGCCUGGUUUCAUGAAACCAUAAGAUACCUUGAAGAUUCUUUACGAAAACAUGGAAUUGGAGUCUACCCCGAUAUCCCCAACCAGUAUAGCUUGGUUGGCUUUGGCCGGUCCCAUUUCCCCAAUGACAGACAUCCUGUUGCCCGGCCGCGGGUAAUCCUGGAUUCUAGUGGAAACCGAGUGUAUGGAGUGGAUGGAUUUCAAGAAGCCUGCGCUGCAUUGCAGGCUUCUGGGUCACGAGAGGAUGGCUACAACUCCAUCAGGUUUGCCCUGGAGGAUAUUCCGGAGCUGCGUUUGCGCCAAGCUAGCGUUGCCCCAAUCGUCAUUCUGGUCACUGAUGAGGAUAGGGAUCGUCACAGGGAUGCUACUUCUCUGACAAGGAGCGGCUUGAAGCAAUUGAUCCGGAAAAGUGGAGCACAGUUGGAGUGUAUUGUGGACAACUCUUUCUUGCUGGAUGGCCGUGAAGGGUAUGGCAUGGAUGCUGGUGGUGUGGUUUACAGAAGCAGUCGCUUUGUGGGCCAGUUUGAGAAGGUACUCGUGACAGGUAGCCCUCGCCGUGUGACUGGCUAUCACCGUAGAAACGUCCGCCGGGACUACACUCAUGUGGCACUGGAGCUUGGUGGUGCUGCAUGGGACCUGAAGAAGCUACUGCUGGAUGAUGUCCCAGAUUAUGGAUCCGUUCAGGCGUUUGUGAACCGGACAGUGGAGAUGGUGGAGCACCGUGUUCACAAGUGCUGCACAUGCCGGUGUACAGCAGUAGAUCAUCUGGGCAGGGAGAGAGAGCCCAGCAGCAGUACACCAGCAUACCUGAGCUGCCAGGCUGCUGCAACAGCUGCAGACUGCAUUCAGGGACGCAUGCCCAAUGCCUUUCGAACACGGACCUGAAGUUAUUGGGUUGCAGCAAUUCCCAAGUAUAGCUCUCUCUCUCUCUCUCUCUCUCUCUCUCACACACACACACACACACACACACACACACACACACACACACACACACACACGCGUGCGCGCGCAUACGCAAGUAAGAGAGUAUAGUGUCCUACCCUGCUUGGACAUAAUCCCUCCUCAGAGACAGUCUCCUCUUGAAUUUAAAAGUCUAACAGUUUUCAUACAAAUACUCAACUUUUUCGUCUGCUAACUGAGCAAUACAAUUUUUUCUUCUGUUUUCUUUAUCAACUUAAUCCUCCCUACCUGAUCUCCCUUUGGUGCGUCCAUGGAGCUAUGAUUGUAGAAAAAACACACACAUACAUCUAUACACCCAAUGCUGUAGAUAGCAAGCUGUUUUGGCCAUAACGGCCUCAUCAGUACCACAGCUCUAUCUCUUUGUCUGUCAAAUCCUAUAUACAUGUACAGGAUUUUUUUAUAGGAUUUUUCCCAAUUUUUGGGAAAGGGUAGAUCAUACCUUACAAAGUAAAGUUCUUUCUUCAAAAACCUGUUGGAGUCUGCAUUCCGUGUUUAUCAGAGAUGAUGCCUGCCAAGUUUCACCAGCACAAGGGCUUUACUUUUUCUGUAACAGGCCUUCCCGUGCAAAGGUGUCCAGGUGGCCUCUUCAAAAAUUGGUUUUGUUCUUUCCAGUUUCCCCUGCCAAUAAAAACCAUAGUUGGCAAUAUCCAAGCCUAGGUAUAGCCCAUAUGGAGCUAAAAAAACAUUCUAUGCAUCUAUGGCUAAAGAAGAAGCACCUCCUAGGCUAGUACCCCGGGAGUAUUCCACUAUUAACAUGUGUACAUACUUGAACACAACUGAUUUAGUAAAUGCCCCGAACAUGUCGUGUCUUUAGUUCAUAUUGAUCUGCGAGCACUUUACAACACUACUUCAAUGCUACGAUGGUGCUAAUAUUCAUCUAUUUCACUCCUAGUCUAUUUCUACCACUUGUAAUUCUGUAAUAAUGCAAUUCAUCAGCAAUAAUUGCACACAGAUACCUUUCCUGGGGUCUUAGCCAGUGAGUAACCUCUAUUCAUGCAUUUUAAAUACAGAGAGGCAUUGUGGGAAAGAUCAAAAUGCAUCUUCAAUAACAUUGCUUCCACUUCGACCAUUUUCGAGGCUGCAAAUGCGUCUUGAAGUCUAAUCCUAUAUGGGAUUAACUGGUGACAGACAAAAAGAUAACCUUGGUGAUUCAAUUCCUGAGCAAACUGUUCAGUCAAUACUAUUUUUUAUCUGCGAUAAUUUCGAAGCUACCAAAUGCAUCUACAUGUACAUCUAGUGCAUCUAAUGUAGCAGUCAUGACGUCAGUGUUGCUGCUGCUGCUGCUCUGCCACCACCGCUGCUGCAGUUGACAGUCACGGUGUCUGCUCGGCUGGUUGUAUUCUCGCCAUGGCCUGUACGUGACCCCAAAGAGAGUUGAGCUGUCCCAUUGCUGCUGCGGCUACUGCUGCUGUUGUUGUUGUGACAUUGUUAUAGCAGAGGCAUAGGCAUCAUGUCCUUGCCUCAUUGCCUGCCUCAUCCUCUUCGUGUGACCCCUCACAGUGGUGGGAUCAUGCUCCGCUAUGCUCUGUCUAUUUGCUUCAGGACAUGCACCACCCAUGUUUGAGCAUUCCCAAGGAACCGGCAUCCCGUUUUACCAGAAGCAUGCCACUUGUGACUUCAACGAAAAAAUAAAGAGCCGCAUAACAACGU